AUGGUGAUGGCGGUGGAGGACAGCGUGGUGCAGGUGGUGGUACGGGUGCGGCCGCCUACCCCUCGGGAGUUAGAGAGUCAACGGAGGCCUGUGAUUCAAGUGGUAGAUGAACGGGUGCUGGUGUUUGACCCUGAAGAGCCCGAUGGAGGAUUCCCUGGCCUGAAAUGGGGUGGCCCCCAUGAUGGUGGUCCCCCUAAGAAGAAGAGCAAAGACCUGACAUUUGUCUUUGACCGGGUCUUUGGUGAGGCAGCCACCCAACAGGAUGUGUUCCAGCACACCACACAUAGCAUCCUGGAUAACUUCCUCCAAGGCUACAACUGUUCAGUGUUUGCCUAUGGGGCCACUGGGGCCGGGAAGACACACACCAUGCUGGGAAGGGAGGGGGACCCUGGCAUCAUGUACCUGACUACCAUGGAACUGUAUAGACGUCUUGAAGCCCGCCAAGAGGAAAAGCGAUUUGAGGUGCUCAUCAGCUACCUGGAGGUGUACAACGAGCAGAUCCAUGACCUCCUGGAGCCCAAAGGACCCCUUGCCAUCCGCGAGGACCCUGACAAGGGAGUGGUGGUGCAAGGACUUUCUUUCCACCAGCCAGCCUCAGCUGAGCAGCUGCUGGAGAUGCUGACCAGGGGCAACCAUAGCCGCACACAGCACCCUACAGAUGCUAAUGCUACUUCCUCUCGCUCCCACGCCAUCUUCCAGAUCUUCGUGAAGCAACAGGACCGGGUCCCAGGACUGACUCGGGCCCUUCAGGUAGCCAAGAUGAGCCUGAUUGACCUGGCUGGCUCAGAGCGGGCAUCUAGCACCCAUGCCAAGGGGGAACGGCUGCGUGAGGGUGCCAACAUCAACCGCUCUUUGCUGGCCCUCAUCAACGUCCUCAAUGCCCUGGCUGAUGCGAAGGGUCGCAAGUCUCACGUGCCCUACCGGGACAGCAAACUAACCCGUCUGCUCAAGGACUCUGUUGGGGGGAACUGCCGCACAGUGAUGAUCGCUGCCAUCAGCCCCUCCAGCCUGACCUACGAGGACACUUACAAUACUCUCAAAUAUGCUGACCGGGCCAAGGAGAUCAGACUUGCACUGAAAAGCAACGUGAUCAGCCUGGACUGUCACAUCAGCCAGUAUGCUACCAUCUGCCAGCAGCUCCAGGCUGAGGUGGCUGCCCUGAGGAAGAAGCUCCAAGUAUAUGAGGAGGGAGCCCAGGCCCCACAGCAGAACCUCCCACGGUCCCCCAAAUUGGGCCCACCCCUCCUGCCCCUUCCCAGCCCCCCCUUACUGUCCCAGGCCUCCAGCCAGUCCUGCAGCCCAGAGCUCCAUGAAGGGACUAGAGCCCUUCAACAAGGGAGCCUGGGGACAGAGGCCCAGGAACAGAGGGAUGUGGAAGGAAACUCUUCAGGCCAGCAGCAGCCCCCACAGGACAAGGAAGAAAGCCAUACCAAGGAAGUUUCAACCCAGAUGCCUGAGCCUAACCUCAAACCACCACUGCCAGGGUCCCCUGAUCUGACCCUACAGCCUGAGUCAGUGGUGGACCACGUUUCACCACAGAAACCAGGCAGGGACUGUUCCAAGCAGUUGGUCCUACGUGUGCUAUGCCUGGCCCAGCAGCAGUACUCCCUGCUCCAUGCAGCCAACCUCCUGACCCCUGACUUGAUCACAGAGUUUGAGAACCUGCAACAGCUGGUGCAAGAGGAGAAAACUGAGCCUGGGGCUGAGACCUCCAGGACUCCUAGCCUGAUUAGGGAGGCCCCUCAGGCUCAGCACCUGUGUUCGGAGUUGAAGCCUCCAGAGUACCGUGGCCCUGUGACCCGGACCAUGGCAAGGCAACUGAGUGGCCUCAUGCAUACUCUGGGGAUUCCAGCAGGGCCUGACUGCACCCCAGCCAAGGCAUCCCGGCGGUCCAUGGAAAAGAAGAAGAGGAGGAGGAAACUGAGCCCUGCGAAGCCAGACAGUCCUCCUGCCACAAAGCGGGAGACCAAGCGUCAGCGCCAGUCCUUCCUGCCUUGCCUAAGGAGGGGGUCUCUGCCAAAGGCCCCGCCUUUGCUAGAGCCCAGCACCCCCAAAGAGAGAAGGACCUCUUCCCCCUGCCAAACCCCUCGCUUCUGUCCAGCUACAGUGAUCAAAAGCCGGGUGCCCCUGGGCCCUUCUGCUGUGCAGAACUGCUCCACCCCUCUCUCCCUACCUGCUCGGGACCUUAAUGCCACCUUUGAUCUUUCUGAGGAGCCCUCCUCAAAAUUCGGUUUCCACGAAUUCAUUGGUUGGGAGAAAGCCCCUCAGGAGCUGAACAGACUGGACCAGCCCUUCAUUCCCAGUGAACCUGUGUACCCCUUCACCAUGAAGGGCCCCAAGCCUCCAUCUUCCCUCCCUGGGAUCUCUACCUGCAAGAAGAGGCGCACUGUGAGGUCCUCAGUCUCCCGGGGCCACAGCCGCAUUGCCCGCCUCCCCAGCAGCACCUUGAAGAGGCCAGCUGGGCCCCUUGCAAUCCCAGAACCACCCUUGAGUCCCCACUGCCUUGUUGACCAAAGGAUACGGAAGGAACUGAUCGGUGCUGGGGGAGUGCUGUCAGCUGAAAGCUGCGUUGCCAAGGUGUCUUGA
Molecule: messenger RNA, 2586 nt
Organism: Castor canadensis (American beaver)
Lineage: Eukaryota; Metazoa; Chordata; Mammalia; Rodentia; Castoridae
Source: RefSeq, a predicted model, not a curated record